AUGGCUGUUGUCUGCAGUGCAAAGAAAUGCGAAUUUGGUGGCAACAUAAUAAGCGAUUCAUUCCUCAGCUGCUGGCUAUGCGACAAUGUCGCCCAUAUAAAAUGUGCUGGUGGUGGUAAUUUUGGACGACUACACGAUCUCAUCUCAAAACGUAUGGGUCUGAUUUGGUCAUGUUUGGCCUGCCGAGAGAUUGAGGCCGAAAUGCGCACUUUUAUGAGGCAGACUCGUACUGGUUUCUGGAUGUCCGGAAGCAAUUUACGGAAAAUCCCUAACAUCGAUAACAGCAACUUCUUGCAACCUAUUGGAAUCGGAACGCCUUCUUCUCACCUACAUACAUCGGCAUCCUUGGAUUCGCCGAGUGGUCAUGCCUUUCCGGAAAUCAAUCCGUUUCUCACACCGACUAACAAUGUUAUGCCACUCACUGUAUCCAUCACUGCUGACACCGCUGUUAGUGCUUCCAGUGUGCGUAUGCAUCUUGCCGAUGACGUCCCCACUGUUCCUGCCACCGUUCCUGUUCCACCAGUAUCUACUGAAAGUGCUUUCAUUUCUGCCCCGGGACUCACUGUCCUCACUGUUCCUGCCACCUUUCCUCUUCCAUCCAUUGCCUCAGCUGCUGCCAUCGUUUCUGCCCCGGGACUCCAACUAAGAGCAGUAGUACCUCAAAAGGCAAUCUUUGUCUCUCGCCUCCUCCCAGAAACCACACCGGAAGAUGUUAAACUACAUCUUAGUCAUUAUCUCCACACACCGCCUGAUGCCUUUGUCAUAACUAAAUUUAAUUUUAAAAAUAAGCGUAAUAUUUCAUCCUUCAAAAUUUUUCUUCCCGAUUCUCUUCUAUCCAAAGCCCUGGAACCGUCCGCAUGGCCUGAGCACAGAAUUUUGCAUGAAUUUCUCCCAAGAAGUAUCCUCCAAACCUCCCUGGUUAUCCAAGUAUCUGUCCUACCUAAAAAAUAA
Molecule: messenger RNA, 951 nt
Organism: Drosophila obscura
Lineage: Eukaryota; Metazoa; Arthropoda; Insecta; Diptera; Drosophilidae
Exons: 3
Coding region: 1-951 (316 amino acids)
Source: RefSeq, a predicted model, not a curated record